This is a messenger RNA of Carlito syrichta (Philippine tarsier), 1269 nucleotides long. Its product is annotated as RNA-binding protein 4B. Bases 12 to 671 code for a protein of 219 amino acids. The transcript has 2 exons. Gene Ontology annotation, molecular function: nucleic acid binding; zinc ion binding. Lineage: Eukaryota; Metazoa; Chordata; Mammalia; Primates; Tarsiidae. The record is from RefSeq and is a predicted model, not a curated record.
AAGGAAAAAGGAUGCACGUGCAGUUGUCCACAAGCCGGCUUCGGACUGCCCCUGGGAUGGGAGACCAGAGUGGCUGCUACCGGUGUGGAAAAGAGGGGCACUGGUCCAAAGAGUGCCCAGUAGAUCGCACGGGUCGUGUGGCAGACUUUACCGAGCAGUAUAAUGAACAGUAUGGAGCGGUCCGCACGCCGUACACCAUGGGCUAUGGGGAGUCCAUGUAUUACAAUGACGCCUACGGAGCACUCGACUACUACAAGCGCUACCGGGUCCGCUCUUAUGAGGCGGUGGCGGCAGCGGCAGCAGCUUCUGCGUACAACUACGCCGAGCAGACCAUGUCCCAUCUGCCUCAAGUCCAAAGCACAGCUGUGACCAGCCACCUCAACUCCACUUCUGUGGAUCCCUACGACAGACACCUGUUGCCGAACUCUGGUGCGGCUGCCACCUCAGCUGCUAUGGCUGCCGCCGCUGCCACCACAUCGUCCUAUUACGGAAGGGACAGGAGCCCACUGCGCCGAGCUGCAGCCGUGCUUCCCACUGUGGGAGAGGGCUACGGUUAUGGGCCAGAGAGUGAGUUAUCUCAGGCUUCAGCAGCUGCACGGAAUUCUCUGUAUGACAUGGCCCGGUAUGAGCGGGAGCAGUAUGUGGACCGAGCGCGGUACUCAGCCUUUUAAAAACUGGAGGUAGGAUAAUUGCGGACUGAACCCUCGGGCUGCGGUCAUAUAUGAGAACUUGCUCCGCGCGGUCCCCUUUGCCGGGAUGUUUCCAUUGCUUCAUGUUUCAGUAAACAAAGGAGUUUGUGACCAACUAUGUUUUCUUUCUUAAUUUAAUUCUUCUAAGUUGACUUUUCUUUCCUCCUGAUAAUAGUCUCUGUAGCCUUUCACUCUGUUCCUUAUAUUCUCAGCCUCUGAGCAGCCCUAGGUAAGGAUUAUGCUGGCAUCCCCUUUUUCCUGUGCAGUGGAAGCCCUCUUAUCUUGCUUUCCCUAGGAGUUGAACCCUUCUCCCUACCUGCAGCAUCUCCUUUCCCUUUAAAAAGAACAUGUAGUGGCAAGCAGCCUUUGACUCUUCUCUGUUAGCUCUGGACUCUAACACUGAAGCUUAUCUUCUGAAAUUGCUAGGACCAUUGGGGGUUUUGUUGUUGUUUUGUUUGUUUUGUUUUUUAUGUCUGACCUGUGAUCGUGGUGCAGCAUUAGCUGAAAUUUAGCCUUGUUUACUCCACUCCUCCCAUUUUUUUAUUUUUUGACAAAUAAACGUUUCUAACACUUAAAUAUC